GCGCGCUCACUCUGCUCUGCUUGACCUAAACCUCAGACAGUCGAGCGAUCUUUUCGACUUUCCCUCCUAAACCCGAGCCGCCGAAUCUUUUCAACUUUCCCUCCAUUCCACCUUCCCCUUCCCCGCGCGCGCGAUCGAGAGCGAUCGGUCGGGCUUAAGUAGCAGCAUCAGUAGUUGGCUGUGCCGAUCGAGCAGCAGCGAUCGAGUAUGUCGCCGGCGGAGAUGGAUUCCGACAAGGUCGAGCUGGAGGCGGCGGAUGCCGAGGAGUACACCGCCUCCGGCGAGCCCAAGGCCUGCACCGACUGCUACACCACCAAGACGCCGCUAUGGCGCGGCGGACCCACCGGACCAAAGUCGCUGUGCAACGCGUGCGGGAUCCGGUAUAGGAAGAGGCGGAGGGUGGCCAUGGGGCUGGACCCCGAGGCCAAGAGGAAGCCCAAGAGGGACGAAGCAGCGGCCACCGCCGCCGCGGAGGCUGCGCAAGAAAACGACGAGGACGGCGACGGCAAGCCCCCCGCCGCCGAAACCAAAACGCAGACCGUGGAGCUCCACAUGGUCGGGUUCGCCAAGGACGCCGUGCUCAAGCAGCGCCGGAUGCGCCGGAUGCGCCGGAAGCCCUCUUGCCUCGGCGAGGAGGAGCGGGCCGCCAUCCUGCUCAUGGCGCUCUCCUCUGGCGUCAUCUACGCCUGAUCGCGCGCCAGCUUUCUUGGAUCGAUCCAGUCCAGCAGGAGCAAGAAGAUGAGGGAGCAUCGUCCUGUUGCAGUUUAACAUGGAAAGCUCCAUGUAGCCAGCCGCAAGUUAAUAAUCAUCAAAUCAUGGCAUGCCAUGAUGUAGUAGCUUAGAUCUCCUGCUUACUGUUCUUUCAUUCCUAGCUCUAGUAGUACCUAGUGAUGUUGCUGCUGAUGUAAUGUUUCUUCUAAUGUACCAUCUGACUUUGCAAUGUAACAACCAUGGGGAUGAAACGAAUGGAUCAUGCCUGUUUAUGUUUCCAUCA
This is a messenger RNA of Lolium perenne, 994 nucleotides long. Its product is annotated as GATA transcription factor 16. Gene Ontology annotation, biological process: regulation of DNA-templated transcription. Lineage: Eukaryota; Viridiplantae; Streptophyta; Magnoliopsida; Poales; Poaceae. Gene Ontology annotation, molecular function: zinc ion binding; sequence-specific DNA binding. The record is from RefSeq and is a predicted model, not a curated record.